UGCUGACAAAGCUGUAAAAUGUCUGAAUGUCUGCAGAACUUUGCUCUGGUGUGAACUUUACAAGAGGAGACAGAAAGAGACUGUUGGAUUAAGUCUGAAGUCAGGAUCUUGAAGUUUCAGCAUGAUGAGUCGUCUGCAGAGCUUCAUAGAAGGUGAAGCUCCUGACUCUCAGCAUGGAAAUUCAAGCAGAGGGUCAAAGGUCACCACAGAGAGAGUGGCACUGCUGGUUCUCUGUAUCCUGCUGUCAGCUGCUCUCAUCGUUAUUCAUCGUCUCUCGUUUGACAAAAUUAGAACGAACAAAGAGCUCGAAAACCUGAAACAUCACAAAAUGAAGUGUGAAAGUAAUCUGACAGAGACUCUCUCUAAGAUGAAACCAUGCAGCACGGUGCAGCCGACCUGUCCAGGACCUAAAGUAAUAAAUGAUCCUUGUUAUAAAUGUGAAGCAGGCUGGGAGCUACAUGGAGGAAAGUGCUAUUACUUCUCCAUCAGUAAAUCAUCCUGGAAACAGAGCAGAGAUGAGUGUAGAGCUAAAGGAGGAGACCUGGUUAAGAUAGACAGCAGAGAGGAGCAGACUUUCCUGCAGAGAAGACUGAGAGAUGUAAUGACUGAAGCUGAGGACAAGUUCUGGAUCGGACUGACAGACUCAGCAGUAGAGGGCAGAUGGGUGUGGGCGGACAGAUCACCACUGAAUCAAAGCUUGAAGUUUUGGUGGGGCAAUGAGCCGGACAAUUGGAAAGGGCACAAUGGCGAACAUCCUGGUGGAGAGGACUGUGCGAGGAUGGGAGAGAAAGGUGGAGCUAAAGAUCUGAAGUGUUGGUUUGAUGCAUUUUGCUCAAAUCCUCACAGAAGUAUUUGUGAGAAAGCAUUAGUAAGGGGAAAGUUUAAGAAAGUAUGUAACUGAAAUUCAUUAAAGUCUA
This is a messenger RNA of Oreochromis aureus, 917 nucleotides long. RefSeq names its product CD209 antigen-like protein E. Gene Ontology annotation, molecular function: (1->3)-beta-D-glucan binding. The transcript is spliced from 8 exons. Bases 122 to 901 code for a protein of 259 amino acids. Gene Ontology annotation, biological process: cellular response to molecule of fungal origin. The record is from RefSeq and is a predicted model, not a curated record. NCBI's taxonomy places the organism in Eukaryota, Metazoa, Chordata, Actinopteri, Cichliformes, Cichlidae.